Molecule: messenger RNA, 954 nt
Organism: Gigantopelta aegis
Lineage: Eukaryota; Metazoa; Mollusca; Gastropoda; Neomphalida; Peltospiridae
Exons: 3
Coding region: 395-835 (146 amino acids)
Source: RefSeq, a predicted model, not a curated record
UUUCCAAGACAACUAAGUGAUAUGAUAGGUCUAUAGUUCUCUGGGUUAUUUUUUUCACCACUUUAAUAAAUUGGCUUAAUUAUACCAACUAACCAUACCAACUAUAACCAUGAAUCGGGGAAAAUGCCAUUUUCAAAAACUAAAUUGAAAAGUUUCACAUACAGAGGUAUCAUGCAGUCAAUAGUUUGUUUAAUAUGUUCAUUUAUUAUAUUGUCUAAACCUGGGGCUUUAUCAUUCUUAAGAGUUUUUACCACAUAGAGGAUUUCUUUUUUCUAAAAUAGGUUCAUUCAAAACACUGUUGUUUUCAAAAUCAACAGAGAAAUCUGGCUCAGGAAUGAAGUCAUCACUGCUGUUUGCGUCUUUAAAAUAUUGAUGUAAUGUUUCUAGAAGCUCUAUGCGGCUACAAUCUCCGUUCCAGGCACCAGCCUUUGUGACGUCUCACACUAUGACCAGAGGAAGCGCCGCUCUCCUUCCAGGGACUUCAUCUGGUAAGAUGCCUCCCAGGAUUGGAAUGCUAAGAGCACCGAUACCAUUCACUGCGGCUAUGCAGUCAACAUUUGAUGGUUUUGCAGCUGUGCGGUCACCAUCUCCGUUCCAGGCACCAGCCUUUGUGACAUCUCGCACUACGACCAGAGGAAGCGCCGCUCUCCUUCCAGGGACUCCAUCUGGUCAAAUACCUCCCAGGAUUGGAAUGCUAAGAGCACCGAUACCAUUCACUGCGGGUAAUGUCUCCAAGUCUGCUUUCAUGCAAGGAAGUUCAGAAUUCAGUGGUAUGGCACCGAGACAUAUAGGGUAUGGUGGUGGUAUGCAAUAUGAUUCUGAUUCUGAUACCUGAUUUUGAUGAUUAUUGAAAACAUUUUUUAUUGCAUAUAUAUAUAGAGAGAGAGAGGUUAUUACCAGUGUUUUUCGGUAUCGUCAAUAUCAUAUAUUAGGAAUAAAAAUUGUAUUAUGCGA